CUUUCUUUCUUUUCAUUUUGUAUUUUUUCAGCAGCCACCAACUCCAUUGUGUCGCCAUCAUUGUCACAGUCGUUGCCGACACUGUCGCCAUUGUCACGCUGUGUGAAAAGUGUCCCUUCCAAAUACACUUUUUCCUACAUUUAGCGAUUGCUUUGUUAGUUCGUUUACAUUGAAAGGUACUUGGCCUCUCGCUGUUACUAAAAGUUUGACGCAUUCCUGUAAAAUAGUGCAAAAUUUAUGUGCAUGCAGUAUAGCAGUCUUCAUAAAGCAACAAAAAAAACAACUACAGCCAUUUCAUCGCAUAUAAUUUUUUUCCUUCGUUAAAACAACAAAACACCGCACGCAUGUGGCAACAAAAUUUGACGCAACAUUUACCACCACAACUCCAUAGCAAUCGUAUUUUAAAAACAACAGCAACAACAACAACCCGAACGACAACAUAUUACAACAACCAGCGGAAUUGAUAAGUGCUAACACACGAGCCAGCACGCACGCACACACAUACACCACCACAUCCCUAGCGACGUUCGUGUCAAAGGCAACUAUGCAUUUGACACAACACAGCAACAACGAUGAUGAAUGUGACAAUUCAAUAUCAUCAAUAAGGGCGACAACAUUAGCAACAACAGCUGGAACAGCAAUCACUUGCCACACGCGUUGUACUCAACGAGAACAACAACAACAACAAAGUGCUAGCUGGAAUCGACCAAAUAAGCUCAAUGGCAAUUUUGGCCACAACUCAGUAGUGGAGCAAGUCAAAAAUACGCCACAAUUACGAAAAUGGUGUUGCGUUCGGCCACGAGUGCCACUCACAUGCCGAAGGGCAACAAGAGUAGUGUCAGCGCCAGCGUCAAUGCCAGCAAAAACAAAUAGAGCCAACACUAGCGGCAACACAGGGGCCACCACAUUUUUACAUAGUAGCAACUUUUUUACGUAUGCAUUAGUUGUUAUAAUAUUUUUAAGCAGCUGUAAUGUAGUGACUGUACGUGCCAGCGGCGAUGGUGACGGCCAAGCGCCAAUUAGUCAUCAAAUUGUAAAUACGAGUAGCAACAGCAACGAUGCAACGAGUAGCAGUAAUUAUCGCAAUACACUGAAGGAGCGCACAGCGGAUGCCUAUCAGUAUGAUGUUAUUAACAAGAACAACAACAGCAACAACAACAAUAAUAAUAAGAAUAACCACCACAACGACACAGCUGUCAAUAUCAUACUAAGCGAUUAUAGUGAAGCCUUCACCAGCCUGGUAGCCGCGGGGCCACUAAACGAUGUCAGUGGCAGUGGCAGUGCCAGCGACAGCAGCAGCAACAGCGGCAGGGAAAGUGAUGCUGUUGAUAUGCCCAUUGGGAGUGGCAGUGACAGUAGCAGUAGUAGUGGUGGUGGUGGUGGUAGUGAUAAAAUUACUAAACCCACAGUUUACGUGCAAACAAAUUCGGCGGCGAGUGAUGCGCCGUUCGACUUGCACAAUGAGCUAUUGGAUAGCCUGCGUGGCACGCACAGCCUGCCACAGCAACCAACGUAUACGAAUGAUUUUGCGGUGCACAUACCGGCCGGCAGACAAGUGGCCGACGUAAUUGCCAGUAAAUAUGGAUUCAACAAUAAGGGCCAGAUUGGUGCCCUCAAAGACUAUUAUCUAUUUCAUCAUCGUCAUGUCGCCAAACGUUCAUUGCGUGUCAGUGACGAGCACCAUAACGCCUUAAACUCUGAACCGGAGGUCCGAUGGAUGCAACAACAACAUGAAAAGUUGCGUAAGAAACGUGACGGUUCCUACACCACCUUACCGGGCUACAGUCCGUAUGAUGUGAUAAGAUCAGGCUCUGGUUUUGUUAGCGCACCUGGUCCCCGCCUUGCGUAUCAGCCAACAGCGUCAGCGCGCAUCGGCUCGUCUUUACUCUCGCGCGCUCCUCGCAUUCAAUAUCGUGCAGCGACGUCGCACAACAUAUUUCCUGAUCCUUUAUUCAAGGAACAGUGGUACUUGGUGAGUGAAAAUGGCGGCGCCAAAGAUGGUCUUGAUAUGAAUAUCGGCCCGGCCUGGCAGAAGGGCUACACCGGCAAAAGUGUUGUUGUUUCUAUACUCGACGACGGCAUACAAACGAAUCAUCCUGACCUUGCGCAAAACUAUGACCCCGACGCCUCUUUCGACAUUAACGGCAACGAUUCGGAUCCAACGCCACAAGAUAAUGGUGAUAACAAACACGGCACCCGGUGUGCAGGUGAAGUGGCUGCGGUCGCAUUCAAUAACUACUGCGGUGUUGGCGUAGCUUACAAUGCGAGUAUUGGUGGCGUCCGCAUGUUGGACGGCAAAGUGAAUGAUGUUGUAGAGGCACAGGCAUUGAGUUUAAAUCCAUCGCACAUUGACAUCUACAGUGCCUCUUGGGGUCCAGAGGACGAUGGCUCGACCGUAGAUGGUCCGGGACCAUUGGCGCGGCGCGCUUUUAUCUAUGGCGUGACAAGCGGACGACAGGGCAAAGGCUCAAUAUUUGUAUGGGCAUCGGGCAAUGGUGGACGCUACACGGACUCAUGCAAUUGUGAUGGCUACACGAAUUCAAUUUUCACAUUAUCCAUUUCGAGUGCAACACAAGGCGGUUUCAAACCUUGGUAUCUAGAGGAAUGCUCCUCCACACUGGCAACCACCUACAGCUCUGGCACGCCCGGCCAUGAUAAAAGCGUAGCUACAGUCGACAUGGACGGUCGCCUACGGCCCGACCACAUUUGCACUGUCGAACACACCGGCACGUCUGCGUCAGCGCCCCUCGCUGCAGGCAUCUGCGCACUUGCACUCGAAGCGAAUCCCAAUCUGACCUGGCGUGACAUGCAAUACCUCGUCGUUUAUACUUCGCGCCCGAGUCCAUUGGAGAAGGAGAGUGGCUGGAUAUUGAAUGGUGUCAAGCGAAAGUACAGUCACAAGUUCGGUUAUGGUCUUAUGGAUGCCGGCGCCAUGGUAAGUUUAGCCGAACAGUGGACCACUGUACCGCCGCAGCAUAUUUGCAAGUCACGCGAAAACAAUGAGGAUCGCAAAAUCGAAGGCACCUAUGGCUAUACGCUGGCCACACAUAUGGAUGUGAAUGGUUGUGCAGGCACGAUCAAUGAAGUGCGCUACCUGGAACAUGUACAGUGUCGCAUAACGUUGCGUUUCUUUCCACGCGGCAAUCUACGCAUCUUACUCACCUCCCCCAUGGGUACGACUAGCACGCUACUAUUCGAGCGUCCACGCGAUAUUGUCAAAUCGAACUUUGACGAUUGGCCCUUCCUGAGCGUGCACUUCUGGGGUGAGAAAGCAGAGGGACGCUGGACGUUGCAAGUGAUCAAUGGCGGUCGACGUCGUGUCAAUCAACCGGGUAUACUCUCGAAGUGGCAAUUGAUCUUCUACGGCACCGCAGUGCAACCAAUGCGUUUGAAGAGCGACUUGAUGCAGCAACAGAUGCGUGUUUCAGCAGGCGUCAAUCCGUACACCUAUCCAACUGAAUCGGAUCUGGGUCAGCCGACGAAUGACGGUGGUUACUAUAAUGCCGAUCAAUUUGCUGGCUAUCUGAACUAUCAGAAUCUCUUCACUGGCGCCGGUUCGAAUCCAGAACAAGCCGUGGCCACUGUAGAUGGACAUAAUAUACCAACACCACAACGCCAAAAUGUGAUGGCCGAUUCGAAUAACAAACUUGUGUUGCACGAUUGUGACCCCGAAUGUGAUUCGCAGGGUUGCUAUGGACGUGGGCCAACACAAUGUGUAGCCUGCAAACACUACCGACUGGACAACACCUGCGUUAGUCGCUGUCCUCCGCGCUCUUUCCCCAAUCAAGGCGGUGUGUGCUGGCCAUGUCAUGAGUCCUGUGAAACUUGUGCGGGUGCUGGGCAAGACAGUUGUCUGACUUGUGCGCCAGCUCAUUUACAUGUCGUCGACUUGGCUGUGUGUCUGCAAGUAUGUCCGGAUGGAUACUAUGAAAAUUAUGAUAACAAAACCUGUGUGCCCUGUGAGGCCAAUUGCGCUUCGUGUCAGGAUCGUCCCGACUACUGUACCAGUUGUGAACACCACUUAGUCAUGCACGAGCACAAAUGCUACUCCGCCUGUCCUCUGCACACCUAUGAAACGGAAGACUACAAUUGCGCGUCAUGCCAUUCAUCUUGUGCCACUUGCAAUGGUUCCGCCGAAUCGCAAUGCAUCACCUGUCGUUCUGGUCGCUUUGCUCUCGAUGGCAAAUGCUUAAAUAAUUGCCCGGACGGUUACUAUGCGGACAAGAAGCGUCAGGAAUGUGUUGCCUGCCCGACUGGUUGUGCAACAUGUAGCAGCAAUGGCUUUUGCUUAACGUGCCAUGAGAAUUGGACGCGCAACAAGAAGGGCAAAUGCAUUAUAUCUGGCAGUGAGAAUUGUGACGAAUCUGAGUACUACGACAACAAUCACUGCCACACCUGUCACUCCACCUGCGAAACCUGUGAUGGACCCACCGAAUCGAAUUGCCUCUCGUGCCCGCAAAGUUUACUCCUACAAUCGCAUCGCUGCGUCAGUAGCUGUGAUGAUGGCUUCUACAUGGAGGCGGGCAUUUGCGCGAAAUGCCUGCACACUUGCACCCAGUGUGUGUCACGAAUGAAUUGCACCGCCUGCGCCAAAGGAUUGCAACUGCAAAGCGGCGAAUGUCGCACUACCUGCGCUGAUGGCUAUUACAGCGACCGUGGCACCUGCGCUAAGUGUUACCUCAGCUGUCACACCUGCAGCGGACCGCGUCGUGACCAGUGCGUUCAGUGUCCGACAGGUUGGCAGUUGGCUGGCGGCGAAUGUCAUCCCGAGUGCCCGGAGGGUUUCUACAAGUCUGAGUUUGGCUGUCAGAAGUGUCAUCAUUAUUGCAAAACUUGCAACGGUGCCGGUCCACUGGCCUGCACAUCCUGUCCGCUGCAUUUCAUGCUAGACGGUGGCCUCUGUAUGGAGUGCCUGGGCUCACAAUACUACGACUCACCCACGCAAACAUGUAAAACGUGUCAUGACUCGUGUCGUUCCUGCUCCGGGCCUGGCCAAUAUUCGUGCAAAACGUGCGCUUUCCCCUUACAUUUGGAUCGUUUGAAUAAUCAAUGUGUGCCCUGCUGUCCCACCGAUGCGGCACCGGAGGAUCAGUCAUGCUGUCAUUGUGAUAAGGAUACUGGCGGUUGCAUCAAUGCAUCACCGGCGGGCAAACGUCGCAUUGCGGCGGCCGCUGAGCAACAACAAUUCGGUAGUGCAUAUAGUGGCGGCUUGUAUGGCGGUCUGUUGGACGAGGAUGCUGUGGGCGGCAAUGGUGGCGCCUUCGGUGGCUUCUUUUCGCGUGUGGGUUCACCGCUGACGACAAUUACUGCCAUUGCGGUGGCCGCAUGUCUGUUGGUCAUCACUGUGUUUGCGCUCAUAUUUGCUGUGCUGCAGCGCACCAGCAAUCGCUCCGUACGCGACACCGCACGAUACAACAAAAUUCCAAGUAAAUCGCGAAACUCAAGAGGAGGCAAUGGAGGUGGACGCCGUAAUGCAGCAGCAGCCAAACUAUUAAAAACAGAUGCCGAAUCAAAUUUACCAGACUGCGCAGCCUACGAUGAGGAUGAGGAUGACGAGGACGAUGAUAUUUAUGAUUACCGCGAUAAUUGCGAUGAGGUGAGCACGGCAAUGCCGUUGGAUGAAGAGGAAUGCGGCAAUGAACCGGAUGUGCCCACAGUAGACUACAGGAAAAUAGCAAAUGCAGCAACGAGCAGCAAUGCAGCAGGAAGAGCAAAAACAAUAAGACCAACAGCAGCGACAGCAACUGCAACAAAAACAAUACCAGCGGCGAGGACAGAAACGAACACCUCAGCAAUGACGGCAAUGCUGGGUGAUAUCGAUGACAUCGAAUACUAUUGUCGCGGCACGAAAGCCGCACUGCAACAACAACAACAGCAACAGCAACAGUCAUCAUUAACAAUAGCAGCCAAAGCAACAUCAACAACUACAGCGCAAGGCAAUGAUGUUGAGGAGAUGAAUGAGCUGCAUCAAAUUGUGCGUCAGGCACGCAAAUCGGUCAGCAACAAUACGACGAGCAUCGCCAGUAGAAGUGUGCCACCGCGGCUGCCAUUUCUGAAACGCAUCGAAACGCAACAACAACAACACCGAGCGGCACCAAUUAAUGGAUUGAAUACGGCGACGGACAAGCAAAUGCUGAACGCCAGCGAAAGGACAUAGAAGGACAUCUGCACAGCUGAUGACAGGUGAUGAGAGCAAGCAAGUAAAACAUUGCGUUUGUGAUUGUGUAUAAAGCGAAAGAAAAACAAAAGAAUUGUAAAAAAUGUUAGUAGCUAAAAGCUUUUUAUUAGUAAAAUGAUUUAUAACUCAACUAAAAAUGAAAAUGAAAAUGAGCAGAUAAGAAUGUAGGAAAUUAUUAAAGAAGAAAGAAAACAAAAACAGAACCAAGCAAACUUUGUAUGAUUGCGCGCCACGGCGUGCAAAUGUAUGAAAGCUAAAAUAUAUGUGAAGACUAAGGCGUUAAUUAUAAAAAACGAGAUGUCCUAGGAGCAGCAGUUUAAGAGGAAUGAAAAUUAAAACAAAAAAACAAAAACUCUACAAACAUCACUCAAAAGAAAAGUAAAAACAAAUUCCAACUCGGGCGCUGAAAAUGGCUGAGCAGUGUUUUGUGAUCAAUAAAAUUAGUUUUACAAUGGUUGUUGUUGUUGCAACAGCAUAAAAUAUGCUCCUCCAUGUAAGUGUGAACACUUUGAAAAGUGCUGCUGCUGGUCAUGUUUUGAGUGGUUGCAGAACCAGGCCUUCCCAGAUACAUAGGAAAAAUUGGCACGGAAGGCCUGGGUUUGUGUGAAAGCUAUAAAUACAACAACAAAAUAUAUUAUAUAAAUAUAUUUUUGGGUGUAUAAACGCAAUUUUGGGUGUAUAAACGCAACAAUAAAACACAUUUGGGAAGCAAAAAAUAAAUUUGAAAAAAUUAGAGCCAAACAAAAAAAACUUCGCUGUGGAGAUACUUAAAUUACUUUACUACUUGCUAAACAUUAAUUUUUAUUAAAGUAAGAUUCUAAAAAACUUAAUUUAUUUAAUUUCAUUAGAAAGCCAAAUACGCUCCACAACUGCGGACAACGGCUUCAUACAGUUUGAAAAUUUUCAAAACACUCGCCGAUGCAUGGCAUAAUUAUAUUUCAUAGUUAUCAAUAUAUUCAUGCAUUUCACACAAGAAAGAGAAGCCACUUUGUGGAUGAAGUAGAUUAAAAAAAUUCUUUUUGGCGAUUCUUUGCCUGUAAAACUGCUUCAAAUUACAAUAGUAAAAUAUUUCUUAUCAUUCUUGGUUUUUAUAGUCUACAGAUAUCCCAAAUAACCUUAGUUCAAAUAAAAAUGAGCAAAAAAAAAUGUUUCAGUACUUUUAAAAAGUAUGCUCGUUUCGACACGGCGGUUGUAUAUGGGUUAAACAGGAGCAAGGCGGGAACUGUCCAGCACAGCAAACAACAUUUUCAGCGAUUCAAUAGAAUAUUUGGCGACUUUUCUUAUAAACUCACAUCAGUUUAGUUGAAAUUAGUGACAUUUUCAGCGCCCGCCAGGAGUAUUUUUUACUUUAUCUACAGUAUGAACACGAUAAACGCAACUAAUAGAAAUCAUUGCAAAAAAAUGUGUAUGGCCGUUGCCCUUUGCAAUGGAAAAGUUAACUGGAAAAAUUAUCAGAACUAUUUUGUCAAAUAGAAAACACGGUUUUUAUUAAAACAUAUUUUGAAUUUUUUUAAAAUAACUAAAAAUGUUUGGACUUUUUUGUCACCAAAAAGUUUGAAAUCCAGUGCCACGUAGUUUCUGCAAUACUUGUAGUUCGCAUUAUUUCAUUGUGUAUGACAUAAGAUUUUGAUGGGAAAAAUUUUUUAUGUCAAAACAUUUUUCGUAAAAAACGUAUUUUAUGCCAACACAUAUUUUAUGGCAAUAUGAAUUUUAUUGCAAAACAUCUUUUGUGGCGAAACAUUUUUUAUGGCAAAGCAAUUUUGUGUCGGAACAUUUUUACGUCAACUUAUUUUUUUAUGCAAACAUCUUUUAUACCGAAACAUUUUUUAUGGGAAAGCAUUUUCAUGGCAAGGCAUUUUGAUUCUGAAACUCGUAUAUGUCAAUACAUAUUGUGUGGCAAAACAUCUUUUAUGGCGAAACAUUUUGUGUGGCAAAACAAUUUUAUGUCGGAACAUUUUUACGUCAACUUAUUUGUUUUAUGGCAAAACAUCUUUUAUGGCGAAACAUCUUUUAUGGGAAAGCAUUUUCAUGGCAAAGCAUUUUGAUUGUGAAACACUUAUAUAUCAAUACAUAUUUUAUAGCAAAACAUCUUGCGUGGCGAAACUUGUAUGGCAAAGCAAUUUUACGUCGAAACAUUUUUACGUCAACUUAUUUUUUAUGGCAAAACAUCUUUUAUGGCAAAGCAUUUUUUAUGGCAAAACAUAUUUUAUGGCAAAGCUUUUUGAUUCUGAAACACUUACCAUAUAUGUCAAUACAUAUUUUACGGCAAGACAUCUUUUAUAGGAAAACAUGUUUUAUGGCAAAGCACUUUUAUGUCGAAACAUGUUUACGUCAACUUAUUUCUUAUGGCAAAACAUCUUUUAUGGCAAAACAUAUUUCAUGGCGAAACAUUUUUUAUGGCAAAGCAUUUUGAUUCUGAAACACGUCUAUGUCAAUACAUACAUAUUUUAUGGCAAAACUCUUUUUUUUUUGUUUUAGCAGAAAAUCAUUCCUGCAAAAUAUUUGGUCCUUACCGCAAUUUCGCUUUGACGCCCUACUAAAAUUCUAAAAUGCCAAUACAUUUCGUUUCAAAUUUGUCGUCCCAAAAACAUAUGAUAUGGCAAACGAUUUUUUUAUGGGAAAGCAUUUUCAUGUCGAAACAUGUGUACGUCAACUUUUUUCUAUGGGAAACAUUUUUAUGCCAACACAUUUUUUAUGGCAAAACAUUUUGAUUCUGAAACACUUUUAUGUGAAUACAUAUUUUAUGGAAACCCAUUUUUUAUGGUCGAACAUUUUUUAUUGCAAGCCAUUUUUUAUUUUUUCUGAAAAAGCAUUAUAAAAUAUUUGGCCCUAACCAUGUUUUUCGCUUUGACGAUCCACCAUAAUUAAAAAUGCCAAUACAUUUACGUCAACUUAUUUUUUAUGGGAAAACAUGUUUAUGCCAACACAUUUUUUAUGGCAAACCAUUUUCAGGGCAAAGCAUUUUGAUUCUGAAACACUUUGACACUAGUGACAUAUUUUAUGGAAGCCCAUAUUUUAUGGCCCACCAUAUUUUAGAGCCAACCAUUUUUUAUCGCAAGCCAUUUUUUUAUCGCAAGCCAUUUUUUAUUUUUUCUGAAAAGCAUUAUAAAAUAUUUGGCCCUAACAGUGUUUUUUGCUUUGACGCCCCACCAUUAUUUAAAAUGCCAAUACAUUUCACGUCGAAAUUUGCCGCUAAAAAAUGGCAUAAUGCAAGUCUCCGGCAACCAUCGUAGAAUUGCAUAUAUUGCAAGAGUUACGUUUAUCGUGCGCAUACUGUAGUUGUCAAAGGAGGGCAUUUCGCUGACAUCAAGCACUGAGUUGGCUUUCUUGAAAAAUGUAUAUGAGUGUGUAAAUUUCAUACUUUUCUUCAAAUAACUUUUUUUGCACCCCACACCUAUGUAUGUAUCAGUAAGUACACCCGUGAGCAAAGAGAAAACAAAUGCUAUCAACUCUCCAUGUAUAACUACUAUAUCUCUUUAUAAGUGAAAAUAUAUUAUAGAAGUAAAUUUAUUGCAGAAAUCUGCUUGUACGUAAAUAAACGCUAACAGCGAAUCGUCAAAGUGCGCCUAACUCAUCUGGCUCAUCUCGUUUUGUCUUGAAUUUUUUAAGACACAAAAUUUCAACAACAAAAAUUAUAUAAAAAUAUUGCAAUGAAAGCGUAUCUAAAAACUGUAAAAAUUAGGCAACCACUCACUGCUUUAAAACUUUUUGAUUUUAUUUAAAAUGCAUAUUUUAGUUAGAUUUCUAUUAUAAAUAUAUAUUUUUAAUUAAUUAUAUUUUUAAUUAAGUGUACCCAACAGCUCUUUAUAUACAAAUGUCUGUAUUUUUUGUUUUUUAACUUUUUUGGUCCAUUUCAUUAGCUCCCGCUUAUAUUUAAGACAGAUGUCUGUAUCCUCAAUAUUUUAUAUACAUAAAUGCUCUAUAUGCAUUAUCACUUAUAUACGUAUUACUCUUUACUUAUUUACUUGCAUACAUAUGUACACAUAUUUUAGAAAAGUUUAAGAAAUGUAUUUUUUGAAAUUCCUUUACAAUUACAAUUGUUAAUUUUUUUUUUUAAUUUAGGAUUGCAAUAUAAGUAGAGUAAAUUUUACUUGUAUGGAAUAUAUUUUUGUGAGUAUACUGUAUAUAUAAAAAAAUUAUUAAAAAACAAAGCGAAAAAUUUCGAUUUUUGUUAAUAGACAAAUAAUGGACAGGGUUCAGAUAUUCACAUGAAAUAUUUUCACAGUGCAAUUGAAAUGUUUGAAUGGAAAUACAUUCAAGAGGAUUCCUACAUAAGUUUUGAGCAGUAAAACUAAUUAUUUGUAACUAUUUUACCGUGGGCGCCGACUGCUUGCUUGAUGAGAGAGAGUACUUCGCUUUAUGCGCAUUCACUAACAGACCCAUUCGUUUCGCUUCUGUAUCCAGCUUAGAAAAGACAGAGCCAAUGCCAACAAUUUUACGCUGUUAUAAAAAAUGUUGCCUGACCGAUUUAGUUCUGCGGCUCAAACAAUAUUUAUUUUUAAGCAUUGCAAAGGCUGCUUUUGCUUUAUUUGCUCUAGCAGACUGGUAUUACAUAAUGAAUUAUAGUCUCGAAGCGCGCGAGCAAUGGGUGCAAAUUUAGUCUUAAAAAGGGUAAAAAUUGCGAAGACUUCUUCAAGGAACAUUAAAGCUUAUUUGCAAGUAGAUCUGGAUAGUCGACGGAGCCAUUAAGAACACUGAACAUAAACGAAAUGAAAAGGACUGCUCUCCUCUUUUCAAGUUUUCAAAAGAUUCUAGAUUAAUUUGUUUGAGCCGAGAAUUAUAGGGUGGAACAGGCGACACAAAUCGGAGGGAAAGUUAUGCUUGCUUAAUAUGCAUUUUUUGAGAACACUUUAUUUAUGUAUAGAAAGUUGGUCGUAAGGCCUCCAAAUGAUAACAGCGAACUCUAAGAAUAAGAGAACGAACAAGAGACGUAAACAGCAGUUACCCAUAAACUGAUCAAAAAAUUCAGUUGUACUGCGACGCAUGAAGCCUAGAAGCGAAUACGAUUUUGAAAGAAUAAAAUUAAUGUGGCCGUUGAAGGGAAAUUUUGUAACGAAUUAUACUCCAAGAUUCUUAAACUCAGUUACAGAUUCCAGUACAUCAUUUGAAAUGGUGUAGGAUGUGCUAAAAAUGCAUUCAUGACGCCUCGAAAAUGUUAAAUGGAAACAUUUUUUAAUAUUUAAGGAUAUAAACGACUUUUUACACCAACGACGAAGAUUGUUCAAGUCGAGUUGAAGCUUCUGAGCAUCCACUGAGACCUUAAUAGAUGAGGAGAUUUUUAAAUCAUCCACGAAAAGCAAGAAAUUAGGAAAAGUAAAACAUUUGCUUAUGUGAUUGAUAAAAAUGAAGUAGCAACAAAGUGGUUCGAUAAAACUCCAUAAAUUUUUACCACACACCGUCUGUCCAUCAAAUAUGGCUUAAACCAUUGCUGAAAGGUGGAGUGAAAUCCCAAGCAAGCCAACUUGUGUACUAAAAUCUCGUGCGACACUUUGUCAAAUGCCUUAAAGAAGUCAGUGUAGACGAAAUCAACUUGGCGCCCUUUAGAAAACGAUGAAAUACAAAAUUCGCUAAAAACAGCAAGAUUAGUAGCUGCAGAACGGCCAGUUACAAAACCAUGUUGCUUUGGAUUAAUUAAAGGCUUAACCGCAAACUAAAUUUUGUCCUUUACAAUGCACUCAAACAGUUUAGAGAUGAUUGAUAGCUUGGAAAUCGGCCUAUACCUGCGAGCAACAUUUUUGCUUCCACUUUUAAAAAAAGGUGUAAUGAUUGUAAACUUUCACACCUCUCUGGUGUUUUCUAUGCCUGUUCAGUGUCUAAUAUUUACGCAACCAGGUUAUUUGCUUGCUUCCAAUAUUUCGUCUUCCUUCUUUUUUACCUUCCAAGAUGAGUUGCAACAUGAUUUGCAAGUCGAAUUGGUUGCUUGAAGAAAUAGCAGAUGUCGUCUGCCUAAGCCAUAUCGUGAAAAUGAUCCACGAUAAUGCAAUAAUGUAAAUGUUCUUCUGCAAUAUUUGUCAAUUGCUUUGUGUAAAACCUCGUCAAUCACAAUCAGGAGCAUUUUUUUUUCGAAAAUACUCUUCCAUCGUACACGGUUCUGUGCUGUUGUUUUUGCACCGUCCACUGAGAUGUCAGCAUCUGCUAGUUCGCGCAAUAUCGACCUUCUACAAAUGGUUUUUGGUCACUGCUCUCUUGCGAGUGUCACUCCAGUGCCAGUCCAGUGCCAUUCUCGUAAUGCCAUAUGGUGGUUUUGUCAAUAUGUGAUCUAUCCAUCGCCACUUUCUGCGUUUGAUUUACCUAAGAUGAGUUCCUCGUUCGUCAAUCUCCAGGAGUAGGGGAGCAAAUAUGCAUGUUUGCCUGACACCCGUAACUACAUUUUUUUUUGGUGGGUGAAGUAUGGAACCCUACUUGCCUUCGCACUUACAGCGACCGUCGUCUACUGCGUCGCGUGAUGCGGCCACUAAAACGAUCCCUCCUCUCCUUUUGGGAGACACCCUUCCCGGGAAUGCUUUCUGUAUUACUUCGGGAGGGCCCAGAAUGGCAUCCACAAAUGGCAAAAUGGCAUUCACUCACGUCUGGAUCUACCAUAUUUGUAGCCAGCUUUGAUGCUAUAGGCUCGUCUUCUUGUGUCUCUAUCUGUGCGGCUUCACUUUGUUGCACUGUGUCGAGGUCAAUCUUUUUUUUCCGUAGUACGUUCUCGAUAUAUUUCUUUACCGCGUUCCAGUUGUCCUCGUGUUUGAGUAUUUUUCUGAUUAAUAUAUGUCCACUAAAUAUUGAGACUUACUUCUGGCAUACGCCAUUUGAGAACAAGAAUUUUAUUUUUAUUUGGUACUUACAUAUGAAAAAUACAUUUAGAUUACACUCAAUGGCCCAUUGUUGAGUAGAGCGAAUGUUCUGAUUUAACUUUUGGACGGUACUUAUAUCGAUUUCUUUCAACUUGCGCUUGAUUCGAUUGAUCAACUGUUGCUUUCGUACCCCCCAGCCUUUUUUUGCACCAUCCGCUUGAGAACUGCCCAGAAAUUUUCUAUUGGACGUGCCUGUGGCACGUUUGGAAGAUUGUCCUUUUUUGGCUCAAACGGUAUUUUUUGCUCAGUUUUUUUUUUGCAUAAUGGCAGCUUGCAAGGUCUGGCCAAAACAUGAUUGCGUCGCUACUGUGAUAUUUAUCCAUAAAUUUCUUCAGUUUUGGCAAGCAUUGACCGAUAUAAACGUCAGCAUUGAUCGCUUUGGCUUUGUUUUUGCGAAUCAAUGGUUCUGAAACACCCUUCGAAGAAAUGGUCCCCCACACGAGCACCUUUAGCUCAAAUUUUGAUUUGCUGGCUUAUUUAACCUCGUUUGGUGUUGUUUUGAUGUUGUCAGUGUAAAAACUGUCGUUGCCACUCAAUUCAUGAUGAGAAAAUGUGACGUACGAUUCAUCAUCCAAAAUUAUGAAUUUGUCAUUCGGAAAGUGUUCACUACGAAGUGCACGGCAGCAAAUUGGUAUUUUUUCGAGUUGUUUCGCUGUACAUUUUGGUGCUUGCUUACGUUUACGAUAAAUUGCAUUCAAAAUCUUGUGAACGCCAGACUUUGAAAUGAUUGACCAACCUUGUUUAUGGCACUUCACAGCAGUUUUUUCGUUGUUGCGGCACUUACUUUUGGUGGGCGACCCGGUAUAACCUUUAUUUUCGGUUCUUUUCCAUUCCGGCAAUCUUUCAAAACACGAAAAAUAGUCGCACGGCAGAUUGGUUUAUCUUCAAACACCCUCAGAAUUUCACUUUUACUGAGUCGUCCAAACGAUUGGCGACAGAUUUACACAAAUCCAGCUUGUACGGCAUUUUGAAUAGAAACUUUCGCGUAAUAUGAGCUUGACAGUUAGGUAAAUAUAAUCACACUUGAGCAUGACAAGUGAAUAGAGCUACAUCUGUGUGUUUCUUUAUGUACUCAAAUAUUAUAUAUGUCUGAAGUUAGUCUCAAUGCUUAGUGUUGCUCGGCGCGAUGUCGCCAAUCUGCUCCCUCAGAGCAUUUUUUUCCGCGAGCCAUCUGUUACAACUAAAAAACGUGUGUUCAGCGUCACCACUCAGCGCUUCACAGUAUAUGCACUUGGAAUCGGCUACCUUGCACAUGCGGUAUAGGUAUCUCCGGAAGUAUCCGUGGCCCGAGACUAACUGAGUUAAGAAGUAGUUCACUUCCGCGAUGUGCCUUUGAACGUAUUUUUCAAUUGAUGGAAUAAGUUUCGCCGUCCAUCUGCCACUCGGUUCAGUGUCACAUCGGUUUUCUAAUGGUUUGGCAUCUCCGUUCUAAGAAGCUAGUGAUGGCGUGUUUCUUUUUGGAGUCCCACGCAUCUAUUUGUUCCCGGAUCAUGAAGUCAACAGGUAUCUUCCCGCUGUUCACGAAAAUUGCUGCGCCUGAGACAGUGCGGUAGGCUGAGGCAACUCUGAGUGCCGCUGUUCGCCACAGUCACCUUGUGCUUGGCUUUGCAGUUUAGUACAAUUCCCCAUACUUCGCUGCCGUACAGGAGAAUUGAGCUUGUGGCCGCCAUAAUUAGCUUUCUUUUGCUCUGUGUUGGCUCACCGAUGUUUGCCAUUAACCUACUUAGCAUACCCGUGACCUUUGCUGAUUUGGUAGCCGCAUGCCCUAUCUGACCCCAGAUGGAUAGUAGAAAGUAAGCGUGCAGUCAAGUUGAAUACCUAAGUAUUUCACUAAUUUUUGGGUCACUAAGUGACCUCGAGUAGCAUUUGACCUCGUGUCUUAAAGAUGACUUCGGUUUUAUGUUUGGCGAGUUCCAGACCGUGGUCCUUAAGCCAUAUUUGCGUCCUUAUCAUGACUUGGUUCAGCUUCUUACUAGCGUCCUCAGUGUCUCGAGCUCAUAUGACUGCCGCUAUAUCGUCCACGUAUCCCACUUUAUAUGUACCUUCCGGCAUUUCUAGCGCUCAAUAUCUCAUCGUAGCUCAGAUUCCAGAGAUCGGGGCCGAGAAUAUACCCUUGAGCUACAUUAGACGUUAUCGCUUUUGUUUUUUUGGCCAUCUGGUAUGUCGUACAGCAGUCCACGCUCACCCAGGUAGCUCCAGAGAGUCCUUAGCAGGUAUGCAGGUAUUCGAAACCUUUCUCGUAGUAUCUUUAUAAUGUCUGUACAUCGUAGACUGUUAAAGGCGUUUCGUACAUAAAGCGUUGCCAGGACGGUGAUGCGGUUCGGGUAGUGGCGUCUGCGUUAAGCGCUGCUUGCAUUGAUCGGCCCUGAUAAUCAGGAAUACGACACGAAUUUUUUUAUUUUCCUUUUUCAAUCUCCAGCCUCAUUAUUUUUAUAUUGUAUUUAGACAAAAUUUCGAUGUUAUCCAACUGCAGAGAAUUUUGAUUAAAAUUCAAUCGAAAUGAAAUCCUAUAAUUGUGCAUGCAAUCGAAUUAUCAUGUUUUUGUUGUUAUUUAAUAUGAGUACGAAUUAUUAUGAUUUGUGUAGAUAAUUAGCAAAGAUAAAUGCAAAAACCCUACAAAAGCGACAUGCAAAUGUUAUGUAAAUUAUGUAAAAAAAUAGAGUAGAAUGCAAGUUACAAAAAACAAAAGCAAAAAAAAAACAAAAAAACAUGGAAAUUAAAAUUAAAAUAAUAAACUAUUGUAAAA
Molecule: messenger RNA, 15763 nt
Organism: Anastrepha ludens (Mexican fruit fly)
Lineage: Eukaryota; Metazoa; Arthropoda; Insecta; Diptera; Tephritidae
Gene: Fur2
Product: furin-like protease 2
Exons: 16
Coding region: 545-6157 (1870 amino acids)
Biological process (GO): protein processing
Cellular component (GO): Golgi membrane; trans-Golgi network
Molecular function (GO): serine-type endopeptidase activity
Source: RefSeq, a predicted model, not a curated record